AUGCCUGCGCUGCCCGUUCUCAUUCUUGUCGCUGCUCCUCAGAACCCAACUUCAAUCAUGGCCGAGCAACACAUUGAGGCAGUGCAGCUCGACGACCUGGCCGCCUCGCAGGAUGUUGUCGUCAACGUCAACUUUCGUGAAAGUCAGACGGAUGACACCCUCGAGCGCAUGCGCCAACCCGAUCCGGCUGGUCCCCAAGGGUCGCAACACGACCACGCCCCGCCCUCCUACAACCCGGCCCCGCGCUACAUGGGUGACGAUUCGACCACGGGCACAGGUACCAGCCACAGGCCCCGGCAACCCAAGUUGGAAAAAGGAUCCUCAACCACAACUCACAUCGACAUGGUUCCCAUCUGCCUAGAACUUACCUCGGCCGAGCGCGUCGAAGAUCCGCUUUCAGAGGAUGAAGAAUUUGCCGGCGCCUUUCACGACCCCCGCCCCAGCAGUCAUCGGUUUCGAGAACUGGUCGCGGGCAUGCCCAGCCGUCGCCCGGGCAUGCAAGAGGUUCAACAAGAGCUUGCCAACCAAAAAAGCUUGCGCCGGCGUACCGAUUUUAGCCUGCGCCAUCUGGACUCGGAAGUGCUCGAGCUCCUUGAUCGCAGAACAAGCGAGGCCAAUGACUCGGCUGACUUUUCGCGGCGGCUCUCCGCCUCCAUCCGAGCUCGCUCGCACCGCAACUCCUCCCAGACCAUGCGCCGCAAAACCCAGUUUGAUGCAGAGCUCGUCAAACACAUUGAUCAUAUCAAGCAAGAGCCACGCCGCAUGAGCGCCAAACUCAAUGUCUACCGGUUUGUUCUGUCCACACCAUCGACUCCUGUCGUCGCCACCAUCCACAUCCUUGACUGCUCUCUGACACACCCCUCACGUGGCUCCCCGGCCCGUUCAGCGACGAACAACACGAGCUUGAGCAAAACCUCGAACUUAUUUCGGGCUGGCAACUCUGGCCGUCAUGGUCAGGCCGUGGGUACCUACUUUCGCUUCUUGCGCUCAACUUUUAUGCAGAGUCUGCUUAUGGGCGUUCUCUACGCCGCCUUUGUCGUCAUUCCAGCGUCCCUCAAUUACAGCGCUUACUUCAUCGGCUCGUAUAUGACUGAAACCGAGUACGACAAUGCCGAGGAGUUUGAUGAUGGCUACUACAUCCCCUUGGCUUACAUCCUUGUCACAGGCAUCUCGAUCCUGCUGAUCAUUCUCUACAUUCUUGUGCGCUUGGCAAACAACAUUUACAACAUGACCAACUACGUCGACGAGGGCCAGACCCCCAUCUCGCAGAUUGUGUUUACCGGCUACGAUCACACCGUAUUUGACCCCCUCUCCGUCAAAUUACAACGCGUCGCUCUGCGCCGCCUGCUCAUGUGUGCUGACGUCGCGGGUGUACACGCUUGCCCAAUCAAGGCUGUGCCCAUUUCCUUUGAAAUCUUGGCCCGGAAAGAGGAUUGGCGCACGCCGCUGGAAGGCAUCCAAUGGACCAUUGGCCGGAGCAUCAUCUUGCGUAUCGGCAGUCUCUACGCAUUUUUCUACACCUACUUCAUCAAUCGCGGCAAUCGCAUGUGCUGGGAAACCUAUGUCGGGCAACAAGUUUAUACAUUUGUGGUCAUCAACUUUAUCGUCGAGAUCAUGACUUCGCUUUUCAUCGACCCUGUGCGCAAGGCCCUUUACGAGAAGACGACCUGGUUUCGAAAGGUUGUGCCCUCGGGCUUUGAGAUGGACAAUGCUGAUCGCUGGAUUGAGGCUGGGGCGCUGACGGGUGCCACCUGUUCCUCAAACACGCACACGUGCGCAGACUGCUUGGUGGAAGACUUCAAUGCCUCUGAGACUGUGUGUUUGCUGCAAGAGGAAGGGCCCUAUAGUGCGGGCGUGGCAACCACGCUUGGGGAGCUGUGUGCUGUGUGUCCGUCUGGCUGCGGCCCCUUUCGACAUCAAUUGUCAGCCAUGACAGUGCUGUUGGACGAGUAUGCGACCUGGCCUUCGCGCGUCAAGCAAAUUUUUGACUACAUGGGGACUGUGGCGUUUGCCAUGGUCAUCAUCUUCAUGCUCGUCACUUGGAUUCUAAUUAUCAAAUCCCGUCUAUCAGCCGAGCGCCGUGUCAUUGCGCGCCUUCAAGUGGAACGCGACAUGGAGCGCCUGGAUAAGCGAUGGAUUUUGCGAAAGUUUGCCAUCACCUUUGAGGCAGAGCAGGGCCCCAACUUUGAGAACAUGGGCCGAGGCCCCGUAAAAUGGCUUCAAGAGUUCAUCGCGGCCAGCCUGGCCCUGCCGCUGUCAUAUCACGAGCUGAUCCGCAAAUCGGUCGAGCUUUACUGUUCAUGGCUCCAGCUACACGCCAAUACCCCAGAACCCGUGAUUAACGACCCCAACGUCUUCUCCAUCACCAUUGUCCACCACCUCAGCCAGUUGUUUCGCACAGACGUUGCCGCUACGACUGCCCUCACCCCAAAACAUGUCGCCCUCUGCAAACGGCAACCCCGGGCUUGGUUUCUUCUGGGCAUACGACUCACAUAUCCCAUCCUUUUGACCACACCCAGAACCUUUUCUGGAGAUGAUGCACGGCCUCAAUACAAUUGCCUCCGACUUGCUAACCGUCCCACAUGGCGUGCCCCCACCCAGGAUCUGUUGGAUCGCAUUUUCGCCCUCGUCAUUCGUGGCCUUCGUCAUCCCUCAAUCCUACGCCAAGUCAUCCCUAAUCUGGACGGCAUAUUCUUGCUGGACGUCCCUGGCCUUCUGAUUCUGGUCCUCCCGAUUGUAUCAGCCUGCCGCAUGGUAUUGUGUGGCGAGGACAAGAGCUUUGGCCCUCGCCUGCGCCGUGCAGCUAUUUCUUUGCUUGAGAGCAUGAUCUGUCUUCCCCUCCACUACCCUGAUGUGGAGCUACCCACAUUUGCUGGCACCGAUUUGAACCAAGCCGCUGACUCCCAGCUCAAUCUCAGCGUAGUGACCGUGCGCAUUGGAGACAUUCUCCUCGAAGGCAUUCGCAAAGAAGCUGAUGCCAUCAACAUGCUGGCGUAUUUUCGAGCUCUGCAACUACUGGCCGCCGAGGACGAGUCGGUGCGUGCCACCAUGAGAGUGCAUGCGCGUGAUCGCGUGGCGCCGGUUUGGCUCUCGCCCGCCACACGCCGUCGCAAUUUGGCAGACAGCGUGCUCACGUUCCUGCGCACAGUUGUGGACUACAUUACCGAAGCACUGCAGCAGCCACCACCCAAGCAAACGCGCUAUCUCCACUCCAUCAUUGUGGCAGCCUUCCAUUGCCUAAUGGCUUGGCUACGUCAGGAUAAGCUUCUUGUGAAACGCGAUGAAUACCGAAAUCUUUUGCUCAAGGCCGUGGCGGCCGGCUUUAUGGGAAAACCAGCUCGCGAGCGACGAGGUAGCGACGCGGCAGCUAUGAUUGCUAGCUGGUCCAUUGUCAAGGACGGCAUGCAUCGGCUCCACAACAAAGAAGCCACACCCACGGGCUCACCAUCACUACGUGUGCAAGAAGCUGCGAGCUUGCUCCUCAUGAACAUCCUCGCAACAGGCCGAUGCACGGCCACGCUUCAACCAGAAGCGUCUGCGCCCGAUCAUCUCGAACGCAUGGCUGCUGCUCUUGCCACGGGAGCUACGGACAGCGCCUCUGUCUCAGUAUGGGGCUUGGGCAGUCACACCUUGGCCACCGUGAUCGAGGAUCCUCAAAAUGCCGGCAGUGGCGAAAGUUCCCUUUUUUCGGAUCAGCUUAUCGUCCUCCGCGACCUUGCAGGAACUCACGUCUACAGCGUUCGACCACACAUGCAAUCCGAACCGCCCGCCUCUGCAAACUCGUCUUCGCCGAGCAAGAGCCCUGGCAGCUGCACUGUCGUGCCGAAGACCAGUACCAACCGCAUAUCGGUCUUUACUCGCUCCGAAUUUGAUGGCAUCCUGAGCACGCAUGCUGUACAAGCCCCGAUUGACGAUCCCAAUAGUCGCGAGCGUCAAGCUUGGAGACAUGGGCGCCAGCACGUGGCGCAUCUCACCAAUCAGCAACUUCGCAAUGAACAAUCUUGUGGGAUCGAUGAGCCGCCACCAGCAUGUCGGCGCCGGCAUGCUGUGGCCACCAUGCUGCUCCGCAACAUGUUUCUUGGCGUGGAUCGCGGCGAUCCCCCCAUUACAUCGUUGGUGCGCCUCAAAGUGGACACCACCUUGAUUGGCGACAUCCAACGUUUAGACCGGACGCGCGGCCAUGGCGUGGUGAUGGCACACAUCCACCGCUGUGGCAAGGCAGCCGGACGGCUCGAGUUUGAGCAGUUUGUUGAAGAUUUAACCCGCCAGAGUCCGCUGGGAUAUCGGGCGCUGUCCCGCCCCGAUGAUGACCGAGUAUAUUUAUCGCCGUCAUUCUAUCUCAAGUGCGUAGUCAUGCCAGCGGGCGCUCCGCCUGUGGAGGCCAUUGUGGCAGGCAAUGACUUGACUUUGGAGCAAGAGGGUGGCGAAUCGCUGGUGGACGUGCCCAGCGAUCCAGUUUUACUGAGGAUGAACCUCUUCUGGUAUGAUGCACCUGGCGACAUGGGUGCCAACGCGGGACGACCGGGCGUGCACGUCGCCCCCCUUCCCAAUGGCCUCUACGUCCUAGAGCUCAAUGAUGUCGUCAAGUCGAGCAUGCUAGUCAGCGACCGUACGCUGGUGGAGAUGAUCCGGAAUCACCUCAACUCGGAAUGUUUGUUGUCUUGGGUGGGUCUGGACCACACCACCUGGCCCACCGUGGGUCGUAAGAGGCUGAUUGAAAAGCUAAUCACGUCGGCCCCUAGUCAAUAUGAUCGACUCUGA
Messenger RNA from Monosiga brevicollis MX1, 4761 nucleotides. RefSeq lists its product as uncharacterized. The record is from RefSeq and is a predicted model, not a curated record. NCBI's taxonomy places the organism in Eukaryota, Choanoflagellata, Craspedida, Salpingoecidae. The coding region runs from base 1 to 4761 and encodes 1586 amino acids. The transcript is spliced from 22 exons. Gene Ontology annotation, molecular function: mechanosensitive monoatomic ion channel activity. Gene Ontology annotation, cellular component: plasma membrane.